CUUAAAUAAACAAUAAAUACUAUUAUAAUUGUUUAUCAAAUACAUACUUAACUAUUGUCUCUUCUGUUUUCUUUUGCGCAAAGAAAAGGUUGAGUUUUGACGCAGAAGGCAAAGAAGAAAAAGCCCUUGGUGUAAAAGAGUAAAAAGGGUCACAGACAACCAAAAGGAGCGAGCAACCAUGGCAGCAACUUCUCAGUUCACUAGAAGUUUCACCUCUGUUUCUCUAUCUCCCACCGCUCUCUACCAUUUCCCUAAUUCACCCUCUUGCCUUUCGUUCGUCAGCAACAAACUUUAUUCCCACAAAACCUCAUCAAGAAGAGUUUCGUCAAUCAGAAAACAUGGUGCUUUUAAGAUCCAUGCUAUGACCGCUUCGUUUGGAUCUCGAUUAGAAGAGACCGUGAAGAAAACCAUCACCGAUAAUCCAGUUGUCGUCUAUUCCAAAACCUGGUGUUCGUAUUCUUCUGAGGUGAAAUCUCUGUUCAAUCGGCUUGGUGUACAGCCACUCGUUGUUGAACUGGACCAAAUGGGUGCCCAAGGACCACAGCUACAAAAGGUCCUUGAACGACUUACUGGUCAACAUACAGUCCCAAAUGUUUUUAUUGGAGGCAAACACAUAGGUGGUUGUUCUGAGACUGUCAAGUUACACAGAAAAGGGGAACUCGAAGCUUUGUUGGAGGAGGCAAAAAGUGCAUAAACCGUGUGGCAAUGUGAUGUGAUGUUCUUUUUUACUCCACAUGUUUUCGUCUUGAUUUUCAUUUGUUAAUUUAUAUGAUAAUUUGAUUAAAAUGCUGUAAUUGAUUGUGAUGAUGACAAUUUGGAUGUGUAAUUGAUAAUUUUUUUUUUUCUUAAAAAAAAUAUAGGAAGAUUAUAGGUUUGCUAAGAAUGUUAUAUGAAAUGUGAAAGAGAUGAUAAAAGGGUUAAUAGCAACAUGACCAAAAUGGGAGGAGUGAGUAUACAAAAUGGCCGCAUUUUGAACAAGUAAAUAAACGUUCUUUUCAAAAAGUAGACAUUGCAAAACUACUUUGUCAUGAAAUGUGUUUUGUGAAAUGAUAUUGUCAAUUGCAAAAUAGGAGAACGUAAUUUCUGUUAAAGGUUUUGGUAAUUGCAAAAUAGGAGAACAUAUUUUCUGUUAAAGGUUUUGGUAAUGAGCAUUAUAAAUAAUUUAAUUUUGAAAAAAAUAAUAGUUUUAUAGAUAAAUGAUUAUCAAGUUAUGGUUAUUUUGUCUAGUCACGUUUUUUCUUGGGAAAAUACA
Lactuca saligna is the source of this 1252-nucleotide messenger RNA. NCBI's taxonomy places the organism in Eukaryota, Viridiplantae, Streptophyta, Magnoliopsida, Asterales, Asteraceae. The record is from the annotation of a GenBank genome assembly.